AUGCCUCUACAAGAUCCGAAUCUCUAUGGGCAGCCAGCACCCAAGAAACAAAAGAAAGAGUUGAAUCUUCCUGCUUCUCUAACCUUCACGUCCCAACUUAGCUCACUCCUCGCCGCCUCCUCAUCGUCAUCAACAUCAUCACCUGCCGCCGCCACCACUGCAAGCACAACAACCACAACGGGCCGUGCACGUCCCUCUAAAGCCGGCAAAGACAUCUUUUCGGGAGUGAAAAAGAAGACCAGGCCUGGCGCGAAGACUGUUAACGAGGACAGGGACAGCAAGCUGACACUCAAAGAGCCCGUGGGUACCGAAGAUGAGAAAAGGGAGCUUGAACGCGCCCGUCGCAACAUGGAGCACAAGGCCCGUCUUUAUGCCGCCAUGCAACGCGGAGAUUACAUCGGCAAGGAAAUUGGCCUGGUUGACUUUGAUCGGAAAUGGGCAGAAGAGCAGGAGAAGAAGACAGGGCACACGGGCGAAGUAUCAUCCUCAUCAGAGGACGAAGAAUCCGAAGAGGAGAAGGAAGAACUAAUAGAGUACACCGACGACUUUGGCCGCACCCGUCUCGUCACCCCAGCCCAAAAGGCCAAGCUGGAGCGCUCUCGCUCCUCCGCCGCCGAACUCGUACAAACGGCUGCCCGCCCUGCCGAACCUGAGCAGCUGAUCGUAGGCGACAUCAUUCAGACGGAAGCUUUCGCCGCCACUGUAACCGCGGACCGGUUGGAGACUAUCAAUGAGUUAGCUGCCAAGCGCGACAGGAGCGCGACGCCGCCUCCGCCUACCCAUUAUGACGCGAACUGGGAGAUUCGCACCAAGGGCGUGGGCUUCUUCCAGUUCAGCAAGGACGAGAAAAAGAGAGAGGAGGAAAUGAGGGCGCUGGAGGAAGAACGUAAGAAGACGGAGGAGAAGAGAAAGGAGCGGGAGGAAAUGCUGGAGAAGAGGAAGAGAGAGAUUGAAGAGAGGAGAAAGGAGAUCAAGGAGAGGAGAGCAAAGAAGAUGGCGGAUAACUUUCUGGAAGGUCUGGGCGAGGAGCUUCUGGGAGGAGGUGCUGUCGAUGCGUCCAGAAGUGGCGCCGGCGGAAGAAAGAGGGAGAGGGAAGAUGAUACGGAGGAGAAGAAGUAA
Molecule: messenger RNA, 1119 nt
Organism: Sordaria macrospora k-hell
Lineage: Eukaryota; Fungi; Ascomycota; Sordariomycetes; Sordariales; Sordariaceae
Cellular component (GO): nucleus
Source: RefSeq, a predicted model, not a curated record